Messenger RNA from Rhincodon typus (whale shark), 1629 nucleotides. RefSeq lists its product as uncharacterized. The coding region runs from base 395 to 1045 and encodes 216 amino acids. The record is from RefSeq and is a predicted model, not a curated record. Lineage: Eukaryota; Metazoa; Chordata; Chondrichthyes; Orectolobiformes; Rhincodontidae. The transcript has 2 exons.
CAGGCGUUUUUUUUCCAAAAAAAAUUUUAAAAGUCGUAAGUUUUCCAUUUGCCAAUAAAGCAAUCAUUUUGGCCAUCCCUUCAUCACUUACAUUACUUUCCACGGUCUGCAAUAGCUUCCCCAAACUACUCCAUCACUUCAACCCCUCCUUAAAACCUUCCUCUCCGAGUCAGUUUUGUAUCUGUCCCUCUUUGGCAGCGUGUCCAACCUCCUUAAAUUUCUAUGAAGUGCAUUGGGGUGUUUAUCUAUUUUCAAAGACAAAAGCUUAGCUGUAAAUUGUUCUAUGAGUUAGCAUCAACCUUAUCUAACAAUAUAGUCUCCCUGUUCUGGGAUAGUGCCAAAAACAUUCCGCAAGUAUGAAGAAAACACAACUUCAAUCGAUUGGUUGCGUCUGAUGCAUGUAAAUGAGAUAAAGCGGCCAAGGUUGAGAUUCGAGCAGCGCCAACGGACAGGUUACAUUGUUUAUCUGGACACGAUAGUGCAAAAGUUCUGUCUUUAUGGAGUUACCACAAUGACAGCGGAAAACCUAAAAUUCCUGGUAAAAAGGCAGUUAUCAUUCACUGGUUUUACCAACUUUCAGGGUAGAAGGAGAAAAUGUCAUGCAUUCGGGACUGACCAAGAAAGCUUGCUUCCAAUUGACCAACAAAUCACGGUGGAUAACAUAAAGCAUUUCAAAGCUAAGUUGAACAAAGUCGCUACUCUCCCAACUGUUAAAGAGAUUCAGGAGACAGCAGAUGGACUUCAAUGCGAAAGCACCGAGCAACCAGAACAGGUCAAAAAGACAGCAAAUUCUAAAAAAGUUCACAUUGCUUUAAUUCCAGACAGAUACGAGCCUUUGAUCGAGUCUGUGGGAGAAAGUCCGAAUGCGGAGAGCAAAGCAGCCAAAAAAUACAAAAGGAAGCAAAAGCUUAAAAAAUGCAAGAAGAACAUUUUAAAAGUCCUUCAUGCUGGAUGGAAUUACUUUGUACUUGGCGUUCAAGAAUUUGCAAACAAUUAUACAAUGCCAUACGCAACCUCAUUUACUGUGAUUUCUGAGAUGCGCUGAAGGACUGAGAGAACAUUGAGAGAUUUCACACAUUGUUGAAUUUCUAUGUUAAUAAUGCAAAAUUUUUCAAUCUGUUUGUAACUUUAAAAUAUUAAUUUAUGCUCAACCUGAAUCUGUAUAGUUAUUAUAAAGAUAAAUGAUGGUUUUCUUGCAAGCUAAAGCCAAAGGCUACAGUAGAUGCUGGCAUUAUGAAUCUUUCAUACAUGCAUUACCUUUUUAAUAGGCUAAUCAAUUACCCAAAGGCAAAUAUAUGGCUUUUGUUCAUGAUUGCUGCUGCAAGUAUAUUGUACUAUCACAGACCUGUAUUCAUAAAUAUUCGUUUUUAGAUGUAACCUUGUUCUCAUUCUAAUCGCUAUUAAAUUACAGAUUUUAUACAUAAUAGUUUCCUUUGUCAGUUCCAACUUAUUUAGAAUGUUUGGUUUAUUUCCAUUGUCAUUAGAAACUAUGCACAGUAGUUGAUUAAUGCAAAGACUUGUGUCUUUAUUGGUCAGUCAUUGCAAUACAGCCACAGCUGUACAUUCAUGAAUGAUUUUCCAUCUCUGAACUAUUACUAAGCCAAAUAAAUAAGUUUAGGAGUGCAGAAA